GUAUCGUUAUCGUCGCUAAAUUAAAGGCUCGAGUUGAGGAUAGACGGAUGAAGGUUUCGGUCAUUCACUUUUGAUCACAUUUCACCGUUAAAGAUGGCGACCGACGCAUGUGCCCAAAUACCUCCAGUCUCAUCGGAGUAUACACCGAAGGGAAGAUAUGAAACCAUCGCGGGAUUGAAAACAUAUAUUAUUAGUCCCAAGUCCCCGCAGAGGGCAAUAUUUGACGUCUACGAUGUUUUUGGCUUAUCCCCCCAGGCGCUACAAGGCGCAGAUCGUUUAUCCGCCAGCCUCAACGCGCUUGUACUAGUUCCGGAUUUCUUCGAGGGCGACUACAUGCAGGCCGCGUGGAUGCCGGCCGACACAGACGAGAAGAAAGCAGCCUUCGCUAAGUUCCAGAAUGAAAAGGCCGUGGUAUCGAAGAAUGUCGAGAAGCUCAUAGAAUUAAGGGAGCUGGCCGGCGAAAUAUGGCCGUCGACUGGAGACCGCUGGGGGGUCUUUGGGCUUUGUUGGGGAGGAAAGAUCGGCGUGAUAGCAUGCGGAGAGGGUAACGAAGGGCCGGGGAGGAUUUUCAAAGUGGGCGGGACUGCUCACCCGGGGCGCUUGGCUGCUGAAGAUGCGGAGGCUUUAACUGCUCCGUUUAUAUGUCUUGCUUCGCCCAAGGAGCCAGCCGAUAUCGUGGCGCAGUAUAAGGAAAUCUUAUCCAGGCCAGGCAAAACCGGAGUCGUGGAGACAUACGAGACAAUGUUCCACGGUUGGAUGGGAGCAAGAGCUAAUUUGAAAGACGAGAAUAACAGGACGGAGUAUGAGCGGGGAUAUAAUCAGGUCGCGGAGUUCUUUGCGAAAUACCUAUGAGGCGUCCAAGUAGCUGACAAAACAAAGUUAAUGUCCUUUUUUUAUACUCUUAUGAUAAGUUAUCAUAGCGGCAGCGUAGUUAAUUGGCCGUGCCAAAGGCAGAUUGUAAA
Molecule: messenger RNA, 962 nt
Organism: Hypoxylon trugodes
Lineage: Eukaryota; Fungi; Ascomycota; Sordariomycetes; Xylariales; Hypoxylaceae
Product: alpha/beta-hydrolase
Exons: 2
Coding region: 94-852 (252 amino acids)
Molecular function (GO): hydrolase activity
Source: RefSeq, a predicted model, not a curated record